Molecule: messenger RNA, 283 nt
Organism: Linum tenue
Lineage: Eukaryota; Viridiplantae; Streptophyta; Magnoliopsida; Malpighiales; Linaceae
Source: the annotation of a GenBank genome assembly
AAACCGGUGGAAUGAAUCAUGCUACAAUAAGGGUAAACGCUGCCGGCUAGAAGCAGAGGAGUGACCGGCGCUAGUGCUCAAUGACAUUUAGUUGCUCAUUUUGCAUUACUGGCCAUCUAGAAUUCCAUCACAACUUCUCAUUUGCCUGCGAUGCAGAGACUUCAUUCUGAAAACUUUCUGUUGUCGCAGUUAAGGCACGGUUAUUCUUUACUGCUUCUGCACCUACCGAUGAAUGUAACAAAUCAGAAGUCUGUUGAGUUGUAGCAAGAAGUGCCUUCUUUGG